AUGUCCAAGAAACUUGAGCAGGUUUUUCAACAAAUAUGUGCCAGUGUGCAAAAUCAAGCAAGUGUGAUGAUCCAAGAAGGAGUCCAAACUACCUACCUGGAAGACCUUCCACCUCUCCCUGAGUAUGAAUUGGCUUCAUCCAAGCUAGGAGAAGAAGUGGAUGAUGUUUAUCUCAUUCGAGCUCAAGGACUGCCAUGGUCAUGCAUUAUAGAAGAUUUGGUUAACUUUUUCUCAGACUGCAGAAUCCGAAAUGGUGAGAAUGGAAUACACUUCCUCUUAAACAGAGAUGGGAAACGAAGGGGUGAUGCCUUAAUUGAAAUGGAAUCAGAGCAGGAUGUGCAAAAAGCCUUAGAAAAGCAUCGCAUGUACAUGGGACAACGAUAUGUGGAAGUGUAUGAGAUAAACAACGAAGAUGUGGUUGCCUUAAUGAAGAGCCUGCAGAUCAAGUCUUCACCCAUGGUAAAUGAUGGUGUGGUUCGCUUGAGAGGACUUCCGUAUAGUUGCAAUGAGAAAGACAUCGUAGACUUCUUUGCAGGACUGAAUAUAGUAGACAUCACUUUUGUCAUGGACUACAGAGGGAGAAGAAAAACAGGAGAAGCCUAUAUGCAGUUCGAAGAACCAGAAAUGGCCAACCAAGCUCUGUUGAAACAUAGGGAAGAAAUUGGUAACCAUUAUAUAGAGAUAUUUCCAAGCAGAAGGAAUGAAGUCCGAGCACAUGUUGGUUCUCAUAAGGGAAAGAAAAUGGCAUCUUCUCCUACUGCUAAGUAUAUAACUGAGCCAGAAAUGGUCUUUGAAGAACAUGAAGUAAAUGAGGAUGUUCGACCCAUGACAGCUUUUGAAAGUGAGAAGGAAAUAGAACUGCCUAAGGAGAUGUCAGAAAAGCUUCCAGAGGCUGUUGAUUUUGGAACUACAUCUUCACUACAUUUUGUCCACAUGAGAGGAUUGCCUUUCCAAGCUAAUGCCCAAGACAUUAUAAACUUCUUUGCUCUGCUGAAGCCUGUUAGAAUCACCAUGGAAUACAGUUCUAAUGAGAAGGCCACUGGAGAAGCUGACGUGCACUUCGAUACCCAUGAGGAUGCUGUUGCAGCUAUGCUCAAGGAUCGGUCCCAUGUUCACCACAGAUAUAUUGAAUUGUUCCUGAAUUCAUGUCCAAAGGGAAAAUAAGACUUCCAGGGACUCCAGAUAAUAAGGAUGAAGCAAGAAGCAUUUCAUUUGCACAUCUUUCUUGGACGUGGAAUAUAAAGUUCCAGUUUUGUAGCAGCAACUGCUAUAGAAAGGAUUUGGGGGUUUUGGGUUAAUUGCUUAUAAGACAAAUUACGUAGUGGACUGUUUAGAAAGGAAAAGGAAAGAUUCAGUUUGGAAUUAUGAAAUAAACCACAAAUUUAAAUUCUCGUUUAAUCUGUUCAAGAUCUGAUUUAAAAAUCUGGUUUUUAUUACAUAUGAUUAAACAGUUUGUUUUCAUAGGAGAUGUGUUACC
Odobenus rosmarus divergens (Pacific walrus) is the source of this 1477-nucleotide messenger RNA. Its product is annotated as G-rich sequence factor 1-like. The record is from RefSeq and is a predicted model, not a curated record. The transcript has 2 exons. The coding region runs from base 1 to 1164 and encodes 387 amino acids. NCBI's taxonomy places the organism in Eukaryota, Metazoa, Chordata, Mammalia, Carnivora, Odobenidae.